AUGGAUACGGUUAUUCCGACCAACGCUGACGGUGAGGAUGCUGUUGGAAAUGUUAGAAUUUCGUGUUCGUCGGAUUGCCAGGUGAAUUCAAAUUCAUUUGCUGACAAAACCGUGCCCAAGCGAAGCCGAAAAGUGAAAAAUGAUGCGUCAAAUGCAUCGCCACCCUCACCAUCACCAUUAGGACAAAGUGAUACGGAAGCGAGCGAUUACGACGAGAAUCCCGCUGAGAGUGACACUGAACUCAGUGGAUCGGCUCAAUACGUCAGGCUGAACGAGGAACAACAUGUAGAGGCGGUGGUGAUAUUGAAGAAUAGAUUCACAAAGGAUGAUCUGGGGGGAUCGGGUGAGAUGGAGGCAUUUUUGAAGAGUAACGGGAAGCUGAAAUUCAAUUUGAAACCGGAAAAGUUGGGGAGUAUAACAGGAUAUAGCGAUGCGACGGAUGGAAGAGGAAUUCCGCGCAAAUCUAGCCUACGGAGAAAUUCUUUGUUUAGUAAUCAAUCGGAUCUGGAGAAGCAACUGGUUAUGGAGAGGCCCAAGCCUGUCCCGGAGCCGGUAGGAAUGUACGACGUUCCCAAAAGAAUUCUGUUGCCAAUGUUCAGUGAGGACCAGGAUUUCGUGGAUUUGAACAACUUCGGCGACAAAAAAACACCGCUGAAAUUCGACGAAAUACUUACCAUGUACGACCAGUUCCCAACGGACUUUCUUCCCAGUAAGUACAAGUGUGGCAUCUGCAAAAAGUUGUGCCACGAGCCACGAGUGCUGGAUUGUCUGCACACCUUCUGUAAACGAUGUUUGAUAGAACUGGAGGCAAACUCGCACAGCGGAAGCAACCUAUUCUGGCGGCGGAUUAACGAGUGUGCCAACUUUGACUGGGACUGUAAGCCCGAGGGCUGCGAGCUCGGAGGUAAAGGUGAUGCCACCGAUGAAAGCGGAGAAAAUGAAAAGCACCCAGCUGCGGUUGCUGCAGCACAUGAGCCCUCACGUGCCAUCAAUUGUGCUGCUAAUCAUGGAGCUUUCAGCGGGGAAUCACGUUUUGAUCAGAUUAGAGCGUCUUUUCAGAACUUCAAGGAGAAAAACUGUUUGAAGUCACCAUCGAAAGAGAAGGCAAAUUAUCAAUUUCAGGCAAGAGAAAAAGCGAAGCUCACUGCCAAAAUGGUGUACUCCGAUAAGGAAAAGGACUUGCUUUGUCCCAGCUGUGGCGUGGCAACGGAGCUGCCACUGGGGGGCGUAAAUCGUUUGCCGCCGCAUUUUGUGAUGGCGCGUAAAAUUGAGGACAUCGUUUCGGCCUGUGGGAAUCCACCGCCGAAUAUUUUUUGCGAGCUGUGUUCCCACGAAGUGACGGCAACGUCGUCCUGCCAGACGUGCUCGCUAAAACUGUGCAACUUUUGCAAGGAAGCCCACCAGCGGCAGCGCAACACGUCCACCCACAUGGUCCGUACGCUAGGUGAACUGUUAAAAAAGUCCCACCGGAAUGAUCCGCAGACACGCUCGAUUAAGUGUCCCAUGCAUCCGGAACAUCAAUUAAAAUUAUUCUGCACCACUUGCCACCAAGUGAUAUGCAAUGAGUGCACGGCGUUCAUUCACCGGGACCAUAAAUACACGUCGGCGUCAAAGGCGGGCAAGGUCUACUGCAAGUUUGUGAAGAAUGCCAUCGAGCAGACAAAACCGCUGGAGGACUACGCCAUGCAAUCGAUCGGACGGCUCAAUGACAUGUCGAUAAGGAUCAAUAGCAAGUGCGAAGCGGUCCAACGGGACGUGGAAGGGUAUGUGGACGAGUAUAUCGCUGCCCUGGAGGACCACCGGAAGACACUGGUGAAACAGAUUGGUGACGUGCGGGAGGCGAAGAUGGAAAUGAUUAUGGCACAGAAGGUGGAUCUAGAGCAACGCUCGCAGAACGCACGCACAGCGAUUGACUUUGCCGAGGAGAUCAUCAACGAGGGCAAUGAGAUAGAAAAUUUAGUUUUCGUCAGCAUCCUGCUGAAGCGCUUCGAGCAGUGCCUCCGUUCGAGCCGGGCGCUCGACUUCAAGGUGACGGACACGUUGGAGUUCCUGCCGGAGGAGAUGACGCCCUGUGCGCGGGUGCAGAACCGUAUUCCACUGUACGGGAUUAUUACGACUCAGAAGGCCGACCCGAGAAAGUGCUCGCUGGAGAAUUGUGCCGCUGAGCUUACGUGUCUCAAGGUGCACCGGAAGGUUGAGCUGUCGCUUGUCAGCAAAGAUUACGAGGGUAAACCGAUGAAUCACGGCGGUAUUAUGAUACAAACGGAUCUUCGCUACCGGGAUGACGAGGCUCGGACAAUUUCGCUCAAUGUGACCGAUAAUCGCAACGGGACGUACGGGUUGUCGUUUGUGCCGGAGCGGGCAGGUGUUAUGAGCCUGAUGGUUUCCGUUGAUGGGAAGCUUAUUGAGGGUUGUCCAUAUGUGCUGAGAAUUCAUAACUUACGACCGCACUAUGGCGUAUAUCAUUGCUGUUCGUUCUGCUCGAGCAACGGGUCCAAGUAUAGUACGUGUGCGUGUGGAAGCAUUAUGCCCGGUGGCUACAGGGGCUGCGGACAUGGUCACGAGGGACAUCCCGGGCAGCGCCACUGGUCAUGUUGUGCAAGCUUGCAGGAAUUUUCGGACUGUGCGAUGAAAAGGAGAAAGUAAAAAUGCGUAACAUAUGUUAGUGGUAGGUGCUACUUUACGGCUACUGUAAGCAAGAUGGGAACGGCAAAUAUAGAAUGAAAUAGAUUUUCUGCAGAUGAAGUAAGAUGAAGUGAAAAAAGUUCAAUUUUUGUUUUUUUUUUGUAGAAGCACAUAUGUUUACAUAUUUAUCACCCUAAGCACCGUAGCAAAAGUAGCCUUAACGGGCGACCCAUUUUUUAGGCACCUUCUGUAAAUUUACGUGAGACCGAGGAAUCCUUAAAAAAAAAACUAGAGAACGCAAGAACAUAUACCGGAGCAAAUUAACUACUAUAAUUCAUCUUGGCAUUAGAAUAGAAAUAAGUUCAUGUUUAAGGAAUAGUCAAAUAUUUGUAUCGUAAAUCAUGUUUCAAAUCUCCUUCUUCUUCUCUCCAUCCAUAAAAUUGUAAAUCUCCACUAACCUCGAGACGACCGCGAGUAUUCGGUUCAAUUCCUGUAAGUCUAGAUUUUAGGUUAAGAUUAAGUAUGUA
Ochlerotatus camptorhynchus is the source of this 3152-nucleotide messenger RNA. Its product is annotated as E3 ubiquitin-protein ligase TRIM45. The transcript has 7 exons. The coding region runs from base 1 to 2646 and encodes 881 amino acids. NCBI's taxonomy places the organism in Eukaryota, Metazoa, Arthropoda, Insecta, Diptera, Culicidae. Gene Ontology annotation, molecular function: ubiquitin protein ligase activity; protein binding; zinc ion binding. The record is from RefSeq and is a predicted model, not a curated record.